This is a messenger RNA of Cuscuta campestris, 587 nucleotides long. NCBI's taxonomy places the organism in Eukaryota, Viridiplantae, Streptophyta, Magnoliopsida, Solanales, Convolvulaceae. The record is from the annotation of a GenBank genome assembly.
AUUGAAUAAAAAGAACUAACCCAAACCCGGCUUAUCACCUUCACCAAGCGGUCGGACAACGCCGCGCCUGCCAUUGCCGCGCCACGCCGCACUGCCGCUGGCCCACCCGAACCCCAGGCCCGGGCCAACCUAGCCUCCAUCGCCGACUCCCUCAACCGGCUGCACUUCAAAGUCGACGGGAUGGACGGGUACCUUGAACGGCUCGACGAGGCUGUUCAACGCUAAGGGCACGCCAUGAACGCGUACUUCCAACGAGUCAACUACGUCCCCCCACCGUACGAAGGCACGUUCCUUGGGCAAGUGUACGGUGACGAGGACGAAAAGGAUGGCUCCUACGCCCCGUCAAGCUCCCCGGACGAGGAUGAGUUCGACGACGCCAAUGACGGGGAUGAGAUGGAGGUCGACGAUGACGAGGAGGAAAUCGAAGACGAAGACUAGGCCGCCCCUAGAAUUUCUUUCCUUUUUUUAGUGUCAUGUUUUUAAAUUACUUGCUUCCGUUGUACUCCGCUAUUUCCCAAUUCAAUAAAUAAAAUAAUCUUUUAUCUUUUUGUUAAUGUCAAAAGGGGGAAGAAAAGGGCUAUGCAUAU